UGAAACCUCUUCAAAGUGGCCUAGAACCUUCCACCACCGUAUUCUACCAUCCUUUUCGUGCUUAAAUCCCCCAGAACACGCCAUUCAUUUCUCACACACAGACUGAUACAAAGUAGCAAUGGCGAAGCGUCUAAUUCCAUGUCUCAACAGAGUGUUGGUCGAGAAGAUUGUUCCUCCUUCCAAAACCACCGCCGGUAUUCUUCUCCCUGAGAAAUCUUCAAAGUUGAAUUCCGGGAAAGUUAUUGCUGUAGGGCCGGGAACUCGUGAUAAAUCUGGUAACACGAUUCCGGUAUCUGUUAACGAAGGAGAUACGGUUCUCCUUCCUGAAUAUGGAGGCACGGAAGUAAAACUCGGUGAAAAACAAUAUCAUCUAUUCAGGGAUGAGGACAUUUUGGGAACUUUGCAUGACUAAGUCUUUUCUUUGAGAGGAUCUUGUUCUAAUGUUUAUGUUCAAGAUGUUAGACUGAUUAAAAGAUUUGUUAUGUUUGAAGGUGACAAGUGCAAUAACAUUUACCUGGUAUUUGAGCAAACAUUCCUAGUAGAAUCAAGAUUUUUGUUGUGAUUA
This is a messenger RNA of Cynara cardunculus var. scolymus (artichoke), 565 nucleotides long. RefSeq names its product 10 kDa chaperonin, mitochondrial-like. NCBI's taxonomy places the organism in Eukaryota, Viridiplantae, Streptophyta, Magnoliopsida, Asterales, Asteraceae. Gene Ontology annotation, molecular function: metal ion binding; ATP binding; protein-folding chaperone binding. The transcript has 3 exons. The record is from RefSeq and is a predicted model, not a curated record. Gene Ontology annotation, cellular component: mitochondrial matrix. Bases 119 to 412 code for a protein of 97 amino acids.